AUGAGGAUGAGCUCUAAAAGUUGGCCAAAAGAUUUCCAUUCCGCUUCCGAAGCUCCCAAUCAAGAGCUUGAGACAGACGAGGAAUGGAUUUGUAUUUCUCCAGACGAAACACAAACAUCAUCUGCGAAUCUACGGGUCUGCGGUUGCCGACCUGGUAAUACCUCUGUUUGCACUGGAAAUCUCAUCACUCCAUUCUUCCCACUAGAGAAAUCGAACCCCUUCAUCAAAGUCGAAUCAAGCCACCCUACAUACUCCGAACAAGAGUUCAACCAACCGCAGAACGAAGACGAUAUAGAGAAUAUCUUGAACGUGGGCUCGGACGAGGAGUACGAAAUGGU
This is a messenger RNA of Bipolaris maydis ATCC 48331, 338 nucleotides long. Lineage: Eukaryota; Fungi; Ascomycota; Dothideomycetes; Pleosporales; Pleosporaceae. The record is from RefSeq and is a predicted model, not a curated record.